AUGUCCAAUCGACAAAGAACAACAUCCAGUACUCGAAGUUCGCAAGCAUCAGGAACUCGAAACUCGCAAACACCAAGAAGUUCUCAAGCAUCUGUACAAAACCCUGCUCCAACACAAACUUCUACAGCAACUGUGCCCCGUUCAAGAUCAGAAAGGGAACCAGCUGCAACAGAGCAAAUUCCUCCUCCAGCACAAGAAAACGUGACAGCGGUUAAUCCCAUUCAAAUUGCGACUUCAUCUGAAAUUUCAGAAAAUGAAAUCGAUCCAACAGAUCCAAUUUCAUUUUUUACCCAAAGAGAAGCAGAAUAUAUGGAAUCAUUUGUUGAUGUUCCUGUAAAUGAUGUACCAGAGCCAAAGAUCAAAGAACCACUAAAAAUUAGGAUCGAAGAAAUUUUAAGGGAGCAACAAAAUAAUCGUCUCACAAAAUUGACAAAUUUGACAUACAAAGAUUUUAGAGAUUUAUUACAUCUUUAUUUUAAUACUCUUGAACACAAUCAUUAUAAACACACUAGAGUAUCAUUGGAAUCGAGAUUGCUAAUAACAUUAACUUGGUUGAAACAUUCUGGUUCAUUUAAAGAAUUAGGAGCACAAUUUGGAAUCAAAAAACACAUACAAGAGCUAUUGUAA
Molecule: messenger RNA, 627 nt
Organism: Trichomonas vaginalis G3
Lineage: Eukaryota; Parabasalia; Trichomonadida; Trichomonadidae
Product: DDE endonuclease family
Exons: 1
Coding region: 1-627 (208 amino acids)
Source: RefSeq, a predicted model, not a curated record